This is a messenger RNA of Amyelois transitella, 2210 nucleotides long. It is a transcript of the gene MED19, whose product is annotated as mediator of RNA polymerase II transcription subunit 19. The record is from RefSeq and is a predicted model, not a curated record. The transcript is spliced from 3 exons. Gene Ontology annotation, molecular function: transcription coregulator activity; transcription factor binding. Lineage: Eukaryota; Metazoa; Arthropoda; Insecta; Lepidoptera; Pyralidae. Gene Ontology annotation, biological process: positive regulation of transcription by RNA polymerase II. The coding region runs from base 110 to 823 and encodes 237 amino acids. Gene Ontology annotation, cellular component: mediator complex.
UUAGAUGCAGUGUUGUCAAGAGGGAAGGGUGUAAUUUUAUUUUUUAAGAUUUUUUAUUUAGCAAAAUUUCUUUAUUUUGUGUUUAUUAGUGUAGAAAUGCUGAUGCAAGAUGAUGUCUGAUCAGUUUAGGAAAGUAGAACCAUAUUCACCAAAGUCCUCGCCAAGAGGAGCGAGGUCACCAGUCGUUUCUCGGCAGGACUCGUCUGGAACCCUCAAGACUACCAUAUCGUUGGGUAAAAACCCUUCUAUAGUGCACAGUGGACCAUUCUACUUAAUGAAAGAACCUCCAGCUGAAUGUGAGCUCACAGGGGCCACGAACUUGAUGUCUUACUAUGGGCUGGAACACUCUUACAGUAAAUUUAAUGGGAAAAAACUGAAGGAGUCACUGUCAUCUUUCCUUCCGAACCUACCGGGCAUAUUAGAUGGGCCAGGACAAGAGGACAACAGUACUUUAGCUUCGGUGAUAGCUAAAAGACCUAUUGGCGGCAAAGAGAUCUUGCCAUUGACAAGUGCACAGUUGGCAGGAUUCCGCUUGCACCCAGGGCCUCUGCCGGAACAGUACCGCUAUGUUAGCGCAACCCCACCAAAGAGACAUAAGAGUAAACAUAAGAAACACAAACACAAAGAUGGAGCUCCUCCUGGGCAAGACACUCCAUUACAAGACUCAUCAAACCCUGACACAUAUGAGAAGAAACAUAAAAAGCAGAAGCGGCACGACGACGACAAGGAGCGCAAGAAGAGGAAAAAGGAGAAGAAACGGAAAAAACAGAAACACAGCCCGGAGCAUGGUGGUCUCACACCGAGCCAGCAUCCUGUAUCUUGAGUCGUUGUAAAACUUUAGGUUAAGUGAGAAUUGGGCCUGAAGAGAAACAAAACUUUGCUUCCAUGGGAAUUUUCAAUACUUCCUUAGUGGAGUUCCUCACCACCAUUAUCUGUAUAUUGUUUAGCAAGAGUGGGAGUUGAAAGCUGCAAGUGUGGAUUAGAAUCUUAUCUUAGGUAACCAGAUCCAUGUGAUAGACAAAUUAUGCACCUUUUCUUGUUACUUUUUCUGUCACUACAUCUGCCUUUCAGGUUAACUUCUAACUUAAAAUAAUAUUUUAUAGGUAAGGCUUAAAUUUUUUUCUUUGAAAAAUACUGUAACUUGCACAUGGUUAUUUAAUUUGUUAAAUUUACUUCUGCAUUUUCUUGUUCUUCUUGUGCUCUAAAAAUUUGAUUUAUCCACUCUUUCUCUUUGGGCUUGAUACCAUUCAUUUAAUGUUAACAUACACAUUUGUUUUCUAUGAAUUUAAGACAAGGUAUACAAAAAAACCACCAAAACUUUUUGUUUACUUUCUUUUAAAUACCUUAAGAAAUAGAUUAUAAGUAAUAUUCUAUAUGAUGUAAGGAGAAUGUUGAAUCUUUUUUGUUAAAAUGUUCAGCACUAUGAUUUUUAGAUCUUGAAGGUGGGAAGAACUAAGGUAUUCUAGAUUUCAGUAUAAUUGCAUUGUCAUGUUCAGAUCUAUUUCCUUUAUAAAUAGUAGUUUUUUGUGAUUAUGUAGUAUUGAUUUCAAUAUACCAAAUCUGGAUUCAAUGCAAAUGUCCAUUCUUUCUUUAAUGAUUUAUGUCACACAAGCCAAUACCGACUUAUUAGAUUUGCAAAACCAUAGCAUAAACUAACCAAUCUCAAAUACAUAACAUUUACAUAUCUUUUGGAUUUAAUAGAAGGCAACCAAAGGACAAAAUUAUUGAAAAUAAUAGUCAAUCAAACAAUAAUGCUUCUCUGCUAUUUUCUUUACUUACAACGAACUUUUAGUAUUCCUUAUUUUGGUGGGUACAGGUAAUUUUUUAAUGCAGAUAUUUGUUGAUGUUUAUCAGUUGAGACCUUGAAAAUCAGAAAUACCUAUAGUAAGGGGACUGGAAUGAACGAAUUAUGAAAUCGAUAAUUAACGGGAAUGUCAGACUAUAUUCUAGUUUCCAGGAAAAAAUUAUGUCGGGGCUAAGAUUUCGAUUUUACGACGAUUCAACCAGCUCUAUCCAAAGUUAAAAGUGUGACCAUGUGCACUUUAAUUGCUGCUUUAAAAUUAACCUGUGUUAAUGAAAGGUCCUAAGGUUAAUUUUGUAGAUUAAGUUUGGAAUGGACAUUUAUUAGGUAGUUAAAAAUACUUUUGUAAAUAUUUCGUCCAUAGUUUUCCACUCCUAAACCAUAGACCUAAUAAAUUUGAUAGAAUGUU